CUUCACUCAGGUAGCCAGGUUGCUUUUUCUGGACAACUGGUAGAGGAAGUUUUUUUAUAAAAACAAUUUCUGGGGGAGAGAACAAGAUACCUUUAACAUGGAUUCUCAAUUUGCUCACCUGCGACAGCGGGACACCAGUGUGUCGAUGCUGAGAGUCAAAAUGUCCCGCAGGAGGUCUCAGUCCCAGAAGGAAAACCGAGAACGGGUCGUGAACAUGCGCAGGCAGCUGGCCGAGCUCCCGGAGCUGGAAAUGUCUUCCCUUGAUGCCUCCAUUGCUCAGGUCGACAUGUCAACCAUUCAGGAGAAGACAUUGAACAAAGCCAAAUCUACUAAACACGUGGCUGAAGAAAGGAUGAAACAGCUUGGGCGCUGGAAAGAGCGUAAGGCUCUUGAGAAGGAAAAGAAACAGAGGGAGGUGAAAGUGGUUUUCAAGACGGGCAUGUACCACCCAAAAGACACCCUCAUCAUUCCCGCUCUGCCCGAAGUCCCAGGAUUCUCCACCAGAGCAAAGGAGACGAAAGCGACCACGACUUCAUCCCAGAGUGCCAGAGUCACUCGCUCCAUGAAGCAGCCGAUUGAGAGGCCUCUGAAGAUGCAGGAUUCAACUGCUGUGCCAAAAAAAGCUCUGGACCGAUCAACCCGGAGCCGGGUCGCUCCUGUCAAGCUUGCUCCCGCGCCAGCUGUUUCCAAGAUUCAAGUUUCUGCAGUGGAGCCUAUCGUACGAGCGUCGAGGACCAGAGCGGCCAACCGGCCUCCUGUUCCAGCAGCAGCUGUGACGAAAGACAAGCCAACGGAUGUAAGAACCACCAGAAGCAGAGCGGUCGUCAACCGCGUGGCCCCCUUUUCCAACCGAGAAAAGAACAGUCAAGCAACUUUCAACUGGCGUGUGGAGCCUGUUGUUGCCAUGGAGGCCGAGAUGCAGACGACGGAGGAAAAGCCGUGUCCCCCGAGCCCGGCCCCCUGCCCCGAGGAGGAAAACAUGGUGGCGGACCAAGCCCCGACCGACUCUGUCCCUGUUGUGGAUGCCGUAGCGGCGCCAUCUUUAUCUUCUUUUGCUCCAAAAGAUUUUAUAUUCCAGGCGCCCACUGGUUUAUCAUCCUUCAAGUUCAACCCUCUCACUCCUCGCUCGGCAGACUCCUUCCUCACACCGAGCAUGAGUCUUCCAGAGGUUCCCGCUUUCAAUAUUGAGCCUCAGGCCCCCCCGACUCCAGGCAGCCCUCUGCACUCAAAACACGAUGUACCAUACUUCAGAUCGGUAAUUGUCAAUGAGACGGAAGGACUGAUGACUCUGUGUGUCCACUGGGAGCCGAACGUGGAGGAUGAGUCCAUCCCAGAAGAGAUGAGGAACAGCAUGCGUACGGUAGUGGGCCAAGCGAGGCUGUUGAUGAAGGAGCGCUUCAAACAGUUCAGCGGUCUGGUGGACGACUGUGAGCUGGGCCGCGGGGAGAAGAUCACCACCUGCACUGACCUGCAGGGCUUCUGGGACAUGGUGUACUACCAGGUCGAGGACGUCUACAAAAAGUUUGCCGCACUUAAAGAAGCAGAGAGCCGAGGCUGGGCGGAGGAGGACAAGCCGCAGCCGCCGCCACGACAGAGGAAAGCGGUGAAGAAGCCAUCAGCUGCACCCGCCAAGCCAACGGGAACCAAAGGGGCGGCCAAGUCUCGCCUGGCUGCUGUGAAAGCGGCCAUGAAAGCCAAGCAGCAGGCGGCGGAGGCAGAGAAAGCGGCGAAAGACGGCGGCGGUGACGAAGACGACCCCAGCCUGACCUCUGAGGAACCGCAGUCCCGGGCCGAGCCCCAACCGGCGGUGGUUUUUGACGGAGGCUUCUUCCAGGUGGAGAGCCCGGGCAGACCACCAUCGGGUUUGAGGAGAUCCAGCCGCCUGAGUGGUGCUGUGCAGCCUCAGGCCUCUCCCUGCCCCAACUACCUCUCACCUAGAAGAGUCACUCUGCGAUCCCUCGCCGUGGCUCAGAGCCCCCUCUACGCCGUCGCCUCUCCCGCUCGGCCCGUCUACACGCCGGCCCGGUUCCGUCUCACCCUCGACCAAACCCCAGCGCCAGCGCCAAAGUCUCACCAUGGCACUCCCCAGAGCAGAAAGGACACUGUGAACGUCUCCCUCUGUUUCUCGCCCGUCAAGGCAGCGUCUGCAUCGUGCACGCCCGCAACCGUGUGUUCACUUCCCUCCAUUAAUGUGGAGGAGGAGGAUGAGGAGGAGGAGGAGCAGCGAGGCGAACCAGAUGAAGCCGUCGACGUCGACCUCCCCCUCUCUCCGACAGUGUCCCCGGCCCCGAGUUUCACGUUGUCGCCCUGUGGGUCUCCCAGCCGGCCCGCCCUCUCGCCCCCUCCUGCUGUGCGAGGUCUUGUGGAGGCCCGAGAGUCUGUGUAUCUCACACCGGACAACUUGGUUGUUGAGGAACUUCCUGGCUUGGACUUUGAGCGUUACCUCCAGCCGUCACUGAGAUGCAGCCUGUCGCCGCGGGAGGCGCUGUCCUCCAUGGUGGACGUAGAGAUGGAGAGUCCCAGAAGUCAGACGGAAGACCUGCAAGAACCAGCACAUCCAGCGGUGCCUUCAGCUUUAAAUCUUCAGUCACCACAGUCCCAGACAGCCGAGUCCGGCAUGCUUCUCUUCACCCCGGACCUGAAGGACCGGAUCCGGCAGUCCGUCUGUCCGAGUGACCUCAUGGUCUUCACGCCUCCGCUCUGAGGCGCAGCCCACAGACUCUCUGAUGCGUUUUGACUUGUUUUAUAUAUUUACAACCUUUUUACUCAUUAAAAAAGAAAAUUAUAUUAUUUUUAGAUGGCUGGAAAAUAGUUUCUGUUUUUACAAUUAAAGUUCUAGUUACAACAUUG
This is a messenger RNA of Pseudoliparis swirei, 2850 nucleotides long. It is a transcript of the gene dlgap5, whose product is annotated as discs, large (Drosophila) homolog-associated protein 5. Gene Ontology annotation, cellular component: spindle pole centrosome; cytoplasm; nucleus. The transcript has 19 exons. NCBI's taxonomy places the organism in Eukaryota, Metazoa, Chordata, Actinopteri, Perciformes, Liparidae. Gene Ontology annotation, biological process: chromosome segregation; mitotic spindle organization; centrosome localization. The coding region runs from base 98 to 2704 and encodes 868 amino acids. The record is from RefSeq and is a predicted model, not a curated record. Gene Ontology annotation, molecular function: microtubule binding.